Meyerozyma guilliermondii ATCC 6260 is the source of this 1524-nucleotide messenger RNA. RefSeq names its product putative divalent metal ion transporter (gene SMF3). The coding region runs from base 1 to 1524 and encodes 507 amino acids. The record is from RefSeq and is a predicted model, not a curated record. NCBI's taxonomy places the organism in Eukaryota, Fungi, Ascomycota, Pichiomycetes, Serinales, Debaryomycetaceae. Gene Ontology annotation, biological process: intracellular manganese ion homeostasis; iron ion transport. Gene Ontology annotation, cellular component: plasma membrane. Gene Ontology annotation, molecular function: cadmium ion transmembrane transporter activity; manganese ion transmembrane transporter activity. The transcript has a single exon.
AUGUCUAUUGAAUUGUGGAGUCGUAAUACCAUUUCUGUGGCCUUAAAAGGUCUCAGGAAAUAUGCCUCGUUCAUCGGACCGGGAAUCAUGGUUUCUGUGGCAUAUAUGGACCCGGGCAAUUAUUCUACUGCAGUUCUGUCCGGUGCCAUGUAUGGUUAUGACCUCUUAUUUGUGGUAUUUAUGUCCAAUUUGUUUGCCGUUAUUUUGCAAUGUUUGUGUGUCAAGUUGGGGACGGUGACUGGGCUUGACCUUGCCGAAAUGUGUCGGUUGCACUUGCCAUAUUGGCUCAAUUUGUCGUUAUAUGUGUGUGCUGAAAUUGCCAUUAUAGCCACAGAUUUGGCUGAAGUUGUAGGCACGGCAAUAGCAUUGGAGAUUUUGUUUGGUAUUCCAUUGAUAUAUGGAGUUUUCAUUACUGUGCUUGAUGUUUUGAUAGUUUUGAUGGCUUAUCACAAAGAUGGUUCUAUGCGACAAACGAGAACAUUCGAAAUCAUGGUUUCAAUAUUGGUGUUAGCAACUUGUGUUUGCUUUGUGGUUGAGUUAUUCAAGUGUGACUUUGAACCAGGUGCCCUUGGCUCCAUAGUAAAGGGGUUCUUGCCCGUGAACAGCGAGAUUUUCAGAGAGUCAAAUGCCCUCUUCUUGAGUUGUGGUAUCGUUGGGUCUACAGUUAUGCCUCAUUCUCUCUUUUUGGGCUCGGCUUUGGUCCAGUCUCGCUUGAAAGAGUACGAUGAAAAACAUGGCCGUAUUGUUCAGCACGAAGAUACCGAUGAAGAGCCAGCACAGUUGCCCAAUACAGUGAGCAAGUUCCGUAGCAUUUCCGAUGGAAGUGCUCUUGCUCACCGGUACAGACCUUCACAAGCUGCUAUCAAGUACUGCUUAAACUUCUCGUACGCAGAAUUGAUUUUCUCGUUGUUUUUGAUAGCAGUGUUUGUCAAUGCAGCUAUAUUGAUUGUCGCUGGAAGUACGCUUUACAGAAAACCGGAUGCCGAAGACGCUGACCUCUUGUCCAUCUAUGAGAUGCUUUCGUACUAUAUUUCGCCUGCUGCCGGCUUGGUAUUUGCUCUUUCGAUGUUGUUUUCGGGUCAAAGUGCUGGCAUUGUCUGUACUAUGGCAGGUCAAAUUAUUUCUGAGGGCUUCAUAAACUGGACGUUCCGGCCUUGGAUCCGUCGUAUCAUUACUCGUGUGCUUGCUAUCAUUCCUGUCGUUAUUGUCAUAUCCAUCUUGGGCCGUGAAGGAGUUUCUAAAAUCAUGAAUUCUUCACAAGUGGUGUUGAGUUUCAUACUUCCAUUGGUAAGUGCACCAUUGAUAUACUUUACAUGCUUGAAGCAAUUUAUGGUGGUUUACGAUGCAGCUCCUCAAUCAGAAACCACUCCAUUAUUAGAAGGACACCAGGAACCCGUUACAGUAACCAAAAUCACCUAUGAAAAUAGCAGGUGGUUGGCAGGUGCCAGCAUCGCUACGUGGGCCAUCAUUUCUUUCUUGAAUAUUUAUUUGAUUAUAGCAUUUGCCAAUGGCGCAGACAUUUAA